GUUGAACAUGCUGCGCGUGUGGGCUUAAUAAGGGAUCAUACCAUGAUUCAUUGUGUAUCGUCAUUAACCUUUGACGAAAGUGGGACUGCGGGAGCAAUCGGGGAUAAAAAUCAAAGCCGGUUGCCGCGCUAACGUCAUUGUUCCGCGUUCAGCGUAUAAACACCGUAGCAGUGUACGGAAAUAUCGGUAGCUAGUCUACUGCUUUGUGUACAUGUUUCAAGGCGCCCGUAACCCCGUACUGCUAGUGCAGCCGCGUCCUGACGUUCAUUUCCGUCCUGCAUUUGCAGAAAUGUUAUUCCGUGGAAUGUAAUUAAACAGCUGUAACAACGAUGAACGCCAGUAACCUGACAAAUUUUAAUGCAAUAUGGAAGCUGACCUCACCGUUGGACCCGCGGUGUGGUUGGGCUAAACAACCGAAAGUGUAUUGUGAUACGGGAAUAUGCUCCUUGGAAAGCACCACUUAUCCUUUUCUGUUGUGCAUCGCCACCGUGGGAAGCUUGCUAAAUAUUAUUGUGUUCGCCAAAGAACGACCGAAAGUUGCAAAAGGAGUGUACCUUAUGGUCAUGGCGUCGGCGGACUGUGGUUACAUGUGGGGGAGUUUUCUUGUAUAUCUGAAGACAUCGACGGAAGAACAGAGUGAUGUUUUUAAAAAGAUAUAUAGCAACCUUCGCGGAUUUUCGUGGUACAUGCAAGAAGUCUGCGCCUGUACAUCUGAUUGUUUGAGUGGAAAGAUUUAUUACAAAGCCGAACAGGACUUCCGCUCGCUAAGGCGACUGGUAAUGAUUCUGCCACGGCUCCGCGGAUGUGUUCUGUUUGACCAACACCAGACGCAGUGA
Paramacrobiotus metropolitanus is the source of this 836-nucleotide messenger RNA. RefSeq lists its product as uncharacterized. Lineage: Eukaryota; Metazoa; Tardigrada; Eutardigrada; Parachela; Macrobiotidae. The record is from RefSeq and is a predicted model, not a curated record. The coding region runs from base 330 to 836 and encodes 168 amino acids. The transcript is spliced from 3 exons.